Messenger RNA from Notechis scutatus (mainland tiger snake), 491 nucleotides. NCBI's taxonomy places the organism in Eukaryota, Metazoa, Chordata, Lepidosauria, Squamata, Elapidae. The record is from RefSeq and is a predicted model, not a curated record.
UUUAUAGCCUAUUUAGUUUUCGGCCUGGGCACCGGUCUGGCUACCUUGACCCGGAAUAUCUACGUGAUCCUGUCGCUCUGUGUCACUUACGGCGUGCUGUUCUCCACCCUUUGCACACUCCCUUAUUCCUUGCUGUGUGACUACUAUCAAAGUAAGCAGUUUGCCGGCACUGACAAAGAUGGCACUAAACGAGGCAUGGGUGUUGAUAUCUCCCUCCUGAGCUGUCAAUAUUUCCUGGCCCAGAUUCUGGUCUCGAUCGUCAUGGGUCCUUUAACGGCCGCGGUGGGCAGUGCCAAUGGGGUGAUGUACUUUGCCAGCGUGGUUUCUUUCGUGGGCUGCCUGUAUUCCUCGCUCUGCGUCUUUUACGAAAUGCCCCCAGGGGAGGAACUGGCUGAAGAACAGCAACCUCUGAUGUUGAGCAUAUGAAGGAGUGCAAAAAAAAUAAAUAAAUUAGCAAUUCAGGCCCCAUGUACCAUGCUCUCUUUCUCUCU